This is a messenger RNA of Mollisia scopiformis, 1197 nucleotides long. RefSeq lists its product as uncharacterized. Lineage: Eukaryota; Fungi; Ascomycota; Leotiomycetes; Helotiales; Mollisiaceae. The coding region runs from base 1 to 1197 and encodes 398 amino acids. The record is from RefSeq and is a predicted model, not a curated record. The transcript is spliced from 2 exons.
AUGGAAGGUAAUCCCACGAUUGCUGAUGAGCUGGGUCAAGCUGUCUCCGAGCUUACUUUCAACUCGGAGUCGGACUUGAAGAAGAAUGUCGAAUAUCCGGAUGAGUCUCAAGUCAAGAGCGUCGAUCACGAAGCCGUCAAUUCGCAAGAGCCGCUGACCGAAUUCCAAAAGUUUCCGGACCUCCCCAUCGAGUUGCGACUUCGAAUUUGGGACUACGCCUCUGAACAACCCCGGAUUAUCGAACUGCAAUCUGGAACUCGUACCCUCAACCACGCAGACGAGAUCAAUCGCCUUCCUCCACAAUCCUGGGUAAAGGUCUCUGUUCAUGGACGACAAACUCCGGCUAUCCUUCAUGUCUCCAGAGAAGCUCGCGAGGAGGGCCUCAAGCACUAUACCUUGACGAAUCUAGAGUCAAGAGAUUAUCCCGCAGUUGAGCGACCAUGCUACUACAAUUCGAGACUUGACACCAUCUACUUUGGCCCCUUGUGCAAUGCUGCUAGUAUCCAACAAACACUCAACAAGAAGAUUGCUAUGCCCCGCAUUGCUGUGGACGUCAGAGUCGGAACUUCAUAUCGGGUCAUGGCCGCUUUGCAACUUAUGCACUCCCACGUACGAGGUUCUUUGGAGGAGAUAGUAUUCGUUGUCCCUAGCUUCAUUUGGCUCAAGGAGUGCAAUUUCCCUCCCAAUGUUUGCUUCGCCUCUACCAAGAGCACUGGCUUCGAUCCCAGACACCGCAGAGUUUGUCGUUACCUGCGCAAGCGUGUUCAACAAGUCGUUGCGAGAGAGAGUGAACCCUUCUACUUGGCGAAGAACAACUGGUCGGAGGAACUCAUGCCCGCUUUCGAGUUCAAGUGUUUGACACCGAUUCCCGAUCCUGGCAAGGUCUACAACAAUUUGAUUAUUCAUGAGGAAGAACUGCUUAACCAGGACGACUGGUGCGUUGUUCGGGAGAUUGAGUGGAAGACCGGUUGCAUGAUUAAGCGAGCACCCCACGACGUUAACGCCUAUGAGGAGAGUUGGGGAGAUGCGGGCUACGAACUUGGCUUCUACGGGACCUUUGCUGCAGUUGAAGAGGCCAUGCGACUGGUCAAGGAAAUUGCCGACGAGAGGGAGCGCCUUGAGGCUAUUGAGAGAAAGGAGAGAGAAGAGAGAGAGCGGGAAGCAUUGAGAGGAGCUAGCGGCACAUAUUGGUGGUGA